Danio aesculapii is the source of this 718-nucleotide messenger RNA. Its product is annotated as histone H1-like. Lineage: Eukaryota; Metazoa; Chordata; Actinopteri; Cypriniformes; Danionidae. Gene Ontology annotation, cellular component: nucleosome. Gene Ontology annotation, molecular function: structural constituent of chromatin; DNA binding. The coding region runs from base 13 to 627 and encodes 204 amino acids. The transcript has a single exon. Gene Ontology annotation, biological process: nucleosome assembly. The record is from RefSeq and is a predicted model, not a curated record.
UGCUGAGAAAAAAUGGCUGAAACUGCUCCAGCUCCCGCUCCGGCUAAAGCUCCUAAGAAGAAGUCUGCGUCUAAGCCCAAGAAAGCGGGCCCAAAUGUCCGCGACCUCAUCGUCAAGACUGUGACCGCAUCCAAGGAGAGACACGGCGUGUCUCUCGCAGCCCUGAAGAAGGCUCUCUCUGCCGGCGGCUAUGAUGUGGAGAAGAACAAUUCCCGCGUUAAAACCGCCGUCAAGGCCUUGGUGCUCAACGGUACUCUGGUCCAGCCCAAAGGCACAGGCGCCUCCGGUUCAUUCAAACUGAACAAGAAGCAAGCCGAGCCCAAGAAGGCAGCUAAGAAAACAGCCGUGAAAGCCAAGAAGCCUGCUGCCAAGAAACCCGCAGCUAAGAAAUCUCCCAAGAAGGCGAAGAAACCGGCGGCCACAUCUGUGAAGAAGGCGACAAAGAGCCCCAAGAAAGCCAAGAAGCCAGCGGCUGCCAAGAAGGCGACCAAGAGCCCCAAGAAGGCAAAGAAACCAGCAGCUGCCAAGAAAGCAGCCAAGAGCCCCAAGAAGGUGAAGGCAGUUAAACCCAAAACUGCUAAACCCAAGGCGGCGAAGCCUAAAAAGGCGGCUCCCAAGAAGAAGUAAUCGUCUCUGCUCGAUUCUUCAACAAAACCAAACGGCUCUUUUAAGAGCCACCCACAUAAUAGUAAAGAGCAUUUUCAAUUAGUUUUCAGUU